CAAAGUUUCAGAAGAGAACGUUGGGGGGGUGAUAACGUUACUGUGAGUCUUUCUGAUAUGAGAGUAUGUUGUAAAUGAUUCAUUUAAACAGGUACUCCACUGGCCCCUGGGAGUACGACUUUAGCUCGGUAGAUGCAAGUUUUCUGGAGUAUCCUCAAAUAGAGUUUAUCAACUGUGAGAUAAAGUUUAAGGAAUAUUGAAUCUUGGACGACUGACUAUUAAAAAUGGGGACAAUUCCAAGUGAUGUCAAGAGGCUUUUGAAUGACUGUGAGAUGUUCUUGGAUGACAUCCUGAAGGAAGAGAAUCUGAGCAAGAAUGCAGAAACGAUGAGGAACAUCUUGCUGGGCAACUUCACAGUGGUCUAUAAUCAAAAUCCCCAGGAGUUCAACUUCACAGCUGAGUCCAGACAGGAAGACGGUUCUGAUGAUAACCAGAGUUCCAGUCUGGGACGCUCCGAUGACGCGUCAGUGGCCUCCGACUACCAAGAUGAAGUAUCUCCCAAAUACUUGGGGGAGAUCCUGCCGGUGGCCCCUCAGGAUCUGAACAACGUCCUCAAGCAAGGCCACCUGGAGAAGAGGAAAAGAGACCACAGCUUCUUCGGCUCCGAGUGGCAGAAGAGAUGGUGCGUGCUCAACAACUCAACGCUCUACUACUUUGGCAGCGAAAAAGACAGGCAGCAGAAGGGGGCCUUCUUCAUCAACGGCUACACAGCGGCGCAGGUGGUGAGCCUACGCAAGGAGAGGCAGAAGAUGUCCUGCUUUGAGCUCAGUGCCCCCGGACGGCGCAGCUACCAGUUUACAGCCAGCAACCCCCAGGAGGCCAAAGACUGGGUCGACCAGAUCAAUUUUGUCCUAAAAGAUCUCCAGUCCGGUGCCAUCCCAUUCGACGUUGACGAGGAGGAGGAGGAGGAGGAGGAAGAGGAGGAGGAGGAGGAGGAGGAGGAGGGGGAGGAGACCUACGAUGACAUUGACGGGAUGCAGGAGGAGGAAGAGGACGAGGACGCUAUCUACGAGAUGCUGCCGGGUGAGGAUUCUCUGGAGACAAUGGAUGAGCCCAGCGAGAACAGCAGCAAACCAGAGUCAGACUACUCUAACUACUACCAGGGUCUGUGGAACUGUGAGGGCGACCAGCCUGAUGAGCUGAGCUUCAACAGAGGAGAUCUCAUCCGCAUCCUGAGCAAGGUGUACAACAUCCAUGGCUGGUGGGUAGGCGAGCUGAAGGGGGCAGUUGGGAUCGUUCCCAAAGACUUCCUAGACCAGGCCUACAUCCUCUGAGUGCCAACAGAACCGCCGCACAUCCGUCUGGGAAUUCCAGGAAGGGGCCGUGCGGGAAAUCCAUCAACAAUAUAUUGUUAUUAUUUUUUCCCCUAUGAUUUAAUUUAACUUUUCCUGUACGUUUUCCUUUAUUACUUUUGGUCCGUUAUGUGUGUUAUGGAAAUGGUAUAAAUGUCGUGGACAUGAAAAAC
Messenger RNA from Gadus morhua (Atlantic cod), 1465 nucleotides. It is a transcript of the gene skap1, whose product is annotated as src kinase associated phosphoprotein 1. Gene Ontology annotation, cellular component: plasma membrane; cytoplasm. The transcript is spliced from 13 exons. The record is from RefSeq and is a predicted model, not a curated record. Gene Ontology annotation, molecular function: protein binding. NCBI's taxonomy places the organism in Eukaryota, Metazoa, Chordata, Actinopteri, Gadiformes, Gadidae. The coding region runs from base 225 to 1274 and encodes 349 amino acids.